Sinocyclocheilus anshuiensis is the source of this 3293-nucleotide messenger RNA. Its product is annotated as prostaglandin E2 receptor EP4 subtype-like. The transcript is spliced from 2 exons. Gene Ontology annotation, cellular component: plasma membrane. Gene Ontology annotation, biological process: inflammatory response; cellular response to prostaglandin E stimulus; adenylate cyclase-activating G protein-coupled receptor signaling pathway. The record is from RefSeq and is a predicted model, not a curated record. Gene Ontology annotation, molecular function: prostaglandin E receptor activity. Bases 350 to 1756 code for a protein of 468 amino acids. NCBI's taxonomy places the organism in Eukaryota, Metazoa, Chordata, Actinopteri, Cypriniformes, Cyprinidae.
CAGGAGGGUGUAAGACUGCGCGCUAGGGGCGGAGUUAGCAGAAAGCUCUCAAGGAAAAACUUGUGAGUCAGUUUAGUGAGACUGAGGGCAACCGUGGACUACACACCUCUCACAAACAAAAACACAGGACUGAACUUUAGGACUUGUGAAAGACCGCAUGCGUACCCGACUCCGGCGAGUCAAAAUGUAUCCUAAUCCGAGACGCGCUUUGGAGAUUUUGGAGACGCGUAACAGCGCAUGAAACGUAAAUGUGGAAGGUAUCAUCGUGGGAUCUUGACAUCGAUUGAGGAAGUCAAGGAUCUCAUGCAAUGCGUCUUGAACGCGUGAUUUGAUUUGGACAUCAACCUGCAUGUGGGAAAAAAACUCGGUAAAGAUGAACGAAACGAGCACGAGUGGCGGCAAUAAAGGUUAUGACCCCACCAUCCCGGUCAUUAUGUUCAUAUUUGGUGUGGUCGGGAACGUGAUUGCUAUCGUAGUGCUUCGAAAGUCGCGAAAAGAGCAAAAAGAGACCACUUUUUACACCCUGGUGUGUGGACUUGCCGUAACUGACCUCUUGGGAACUCUCCUCGCGAGCCCAGUCACCAUUGCCACCUAUGUAAAGGGAGAUUGGCCCGGCGGGAGACCGCUGUGUCAGUAUUCCGGCUUCAUUUUACUCUUCUUCUCCUUGGCAGGUCUCAGUAUUAUCUGUGCCAUGUCCGUAGAGAGGUACCUCGCCAUCAAUCACGCGUAUUUCUACAACCACUACGUGGACCAGCGGGUGGCAGGCUUGACGCUCGCGGUGAUCUAUGUAUCCAAUGCACUCUUCUGCGCUCUUCCCAGCAUGGGACUGGGAUCCGUGGUGCAACAGCAUCCAAGAACCUGGUGUUUCAUUGACUGGCAUAGCAACGACAGCACGAACGCCACUUUCUCUUACAUGUACGCGGGCUUCAGCUCCAUCCUCAUCCUCGCUACGGUCCUCUGUAACGUGCUGGUGUGCGCGGCUCUCAUCAUGAUGCACAAGCGCUUCGUCCGCAGGACCUCGCUGGGGACGGACCAGGGCCGAGUCGCGGAGAUCAGGCGCAGGCGGAGUUUCGCGCGUCUGGCCGGCGCGGAGAUCCAGAUGGUCAUCGUUCUCAUAGCCACGUCCAUUGUCGUUCUCAUCUGCUCAAUUCCUUUAGUGAUGCAGGUGUUUGUGAACCAGCUGUAUCAUUCUCCAGUAGUGACGCAAGGAAAGCCGAACCCAGACCUUCAGGCCAUCCGAAUUGCCUCUGUCAACCCUAUUCUGGACCCCUGGAUCUACAUCCUGCUGAGAAAGACAGUCAUGCAGAAGAUUCUGGAAAAGAUCAAGUGCCUCUUCUGCCGUAUCGGUGGGAGGAGACACGGGAGGAGCCCAACGGAGUUCCACUGCGGUAACGGCGUCCACAGCUCAUCAGUCAUGUCUCGUGAUUUGCCGUCGCUAGCGUUGCCCGAGCUGCCAGAGGUGAUCAGCACAUCACAGAUGUACCUGUAUCCCAUGGAGGCGGGACAGGAAAUGGGCUGCUGCGGUGGCUCUGUGCAGAGCAGGACGUGUUCGACUUCAACCGAGCAAACCCUUCUGCGGGACUCUCAGGUGGUAGAGCUCAGCAGUGGAGAAAACAGGACGGAAACAGGCACGGACUUUGUGAAAUCACAUUCGUGCACGCACGCCAACACAAAUGAAGCCCAAUGUUCCAAGCACCAGCCGCUGCAGGUAACCUUUACAGAUGAGAAUUUGAGCUUACAAGAAAGAAGCAUAUGAUGCAUGCUGAAAGACUUGCUUAGUUCAGCAGAACGAUGUGUCGGGAGGUGAAAUACAUUUCAAGAGCUUGAUGUGAGUGUUGUGAAUGAGAACUACUCAGAGCAAAAACUGAAAGAAAGAAUUCCUAAAAACUCAUGAGACUAAAGAGAAAAGUUUAAGAGAAAGACUAACCAAAGGACUAAACUUUGUGCUAGAAAGUGAAAAAAAGUGCUUACUAAAGUAGGAAAAACAAUGUUGCUAUAUAUGCUAUAUAUGGGUCAAAACAUGCAAAAAAAAUUGCAUGAAGGGGUUCUGGAAAGAGCGAAAGAGCAGAGGAGGAUACAGAGGCAAACUGGCCUCAUUUUCUGAUAGUAAUUCAUAAUGCAUUUAAAAAAAAAAAAGACUGCAUUUUCUAAACAGUGAAACAGAGCUCUAAAAAUGUAUAUUUAAUUUAUUGUAAGUUCUUGUGAAUUUCUGCAGAAAAGGCCUUCGUAUUAGAUGAAUACAGUUCCACUGGGCCCUGAUUGACUGAUUUGAUUGACCCGGGCAAAUCUUGAUUAGAUUUGAUGGACGACCAUGUGAGCAAAUAUCUACUGCCCUGCUUCAAGUCCCCCUUUUGCAGACAUUCUGGUGAGAUCUCCAUUAGGUCACAAGUUCAAGUAACCAGAGUGCCUUGUUAGCUUUUCUCAUGCUGGAACUCGUGGUUUAAAAUUUCCUUUUCCUUAUGUUAAGGUGACCAAAACACUUUUCAUUUCCAUUGGUGCAUAAACAACUGUCCACUAUUUCAAACUUACAUAAGAUGUAGCUAAGUGUACAUUCUUUGGAAUUUCCAUAAUAUGUACGAUAUUCUGUGAAUUAACCAAGCAAUUUCAUAUCCAUGUUUACUGAGAGUAACACCAUCACAAAAUAUAGCGGUACCCAAAACUCAUCAUACAAUGUAAGAGCACAUGAUACACAGCACAAUAUUGCUAAUUUUUGUUUAAUUUAAAGUAUGUGUAAAUGAUAGAAUGUAUAGUGAGGAGAUGAAAUUGUAAAAGCUAUUAAGAUGUUGAAUGUCUUUUAAGAUCGUAUGUUUUGCACUUUUAAAUCCUUGUAACCGCUGAGGAAAAUUUGAACUGUCACUAUCAGUCAGUGGUCAUCGAGGAAGAACUGUUCAUCUGUUCAUACUUGUGAUGUUAAAAUGUGAACGCUGUCUUGAUUUAAUUUAUUGUAGUCUUUUUAGACAAUCUUUUGACUCUAGUUAUUUCUUCUCUGUGAGAAGGUCAAGUUUAAGAUGGUUCUGCUCAUGUUGAAGCAGUUAUAUUGCUUUUGUUUCAUUUCACAAUUCUUAUGUGUAUCAAAACAGCAUGAGGCAUGAUUUAAACUACUUAGCACCAUCAUCUGCUGCAUGUAUAUAAAUGAUUCAACAUUACUGUGUAUAUUUUCACCAUUUCAUUUUCACAUUUUCAAACACAAAGACAAUCUUGUCUCCCUCUUACCCUCGAUGUGACCCUCCAGAAUGUGCAAUGGCCAGCUAUUUAUGCUGAAAUAAACUCUUGAACUGAAGACAAAUAGAAAA